Messenger RNA from Zingiber officinale, 521 nucleotides. RefSeq lists its product as uncharacterized. The coding region runs from base 1 to 519 and encodes 172 amino acids. The record is from RefSeq and is a predicted model, not a curated record. The transcript is spliced from 4 exons. NCBI's taxonomy places the organism in Eukaryota, Viridiplantae, Streptophyta, Magnoliopsida, Zingiberales, Zingiberaceae.
AUGGGAUUCAUUUUGUGCUUCCCCAACUACUCGUCGUUCUCCGAUCUUGACUUCUUGAACCAGGAUCUUAACUUCUCAAACCAAACACGAUGGAUCUUUGACUUCUUGAACAAGAAUAAUACAGUAAAGUUUCAGGAAAAGAGGAGAAAAUCUACUCGCAUUGAGAUAAAAAAAAUAAGUCGUCGAAGUAAAAAGAGAGGAGAUGCUCCUGUUGAUGAUGAAGUGAUCCGAGUUGAGGCUUUACUAGAUGAAGCUGUGCGGCGUCGACUUCAAGACAAGCCUGAGGGAACUCAACCUACAGAAGUGCAUGAGGACGCAUUUCGUGAUGUUUUUGGACCCGAACAUUCUGGCCGAGUUCGAUGUUUAGGUGCUGGUACACUUCCUAGCCAAGUUUUCCCUGAGCUGUGUAAGCGCACAAUCUAUACACCAAGUUAUCACUCUAAUUCAAAUAUGACAGCUGAAUUCAAGGAAAUGCAAGAAAAAAUAAAAGAAAUGGAGGCACGGGAAGUACAGAGGUGAAU